Messenger RNA from Cololabis saira (Pacific saury), 6726 nucleotides. RefSeq names its product BCL9 transcription coactivator (gene bcl9). Gene Ontology annotation, biological process: positive regulation of transcription by RNA polymerase II; canonical Wnt signaling pathway. Gene Ontology annotation, cellular component: beta-catenin-TCF complex. NCBI's taxonomy places the organism in Eukaryota, Metazoa, Chordata, Actinopteri, Beloniformes, Belonidae. The transcript is spliced from 10 exons. Bases 1081 to 5556 code for a protein of 1491 amino acids. The record is from RefSeq and is a predicted model, not a curated record. Gene Ontology annotation, molecular function: transcription coactivator activity; beta-catenin binding.
CAGGAAAAACCUCGACCGGGAUGUAAUGGAGUCGGACCACUGGAAGGCUCAGGCGGACAGGGGGGUGGGAAGACAUAUUCCUGCCUUUUUCUAACGCUCCCGGGUUAUAAUGUGCUGAUUCCAUCCGUUAAUCCCCCAACAACUCGGAGAGGGGAGCCGAACCCGGGUCCGUGCGCUUUUUUUUUAUUCCCAAAGCUCCGGGGCUGGAAUGUGACGCUGAAACCGAGACUCGCCUCCUGGCAACGGGCACACGCGGGUCCUCCUCCCGGGGACAUCUCACCUUCUCCUGCUGCUCCUGCUCCUGCCUAGGAAGAAGAAGGAAGGAAGGAAAGGAAAGGAAAAAAAAAGAAGGAGAGAAGGGGGAAAAAAAGGGAAAAACGGGGAGAGAAGGAGGAGAAAGAAAAGCCCUAGUGCGCGCCGCGUCUGGCCCUUUGGCGGAGACGCAAGCCCGAAUGAACGCCGACGCUCCGGCGCAACAAAAGCGGAUUAUUCAUGAUGUUUUCGGCACGGACGUAAAACCCGCGGAGAUAUAUUGCCUUUCAGCCCAUUCUGCUGCCGGAGGACCGCCCGUGCCCGUGCGUGCUGAAAACCGACCCCAGAAAAAAAAGAGAAAAGGAGAAAGAGAGAGAGGGGGAGAAAGAGGGAGAGAGGAUACAAUGCAGCAUGCAUGUUGUGCAUUCUCCCGGAGCUCCACGCCGUCGGUGUGAAUGACUUGUGGCUGGAUAGGUUGUCGAGAGUGGGCCAGGUUCCUGCACGGCCUCCGUGGCUGACUGGGGAGGAGUCGAGCGGAGAGCAGACAUCAGUGCCCAGGGGACCUGAGGCCUGGUUCUCCAUAUGAGGCCCAGCUGAAAGGGCAGGGGGGCUUCUGAGUGUGCCCGAGGGCCAUUGAAAGCCCCCUUGGGGAAAUUUCAUAAAUAUACAAAGAACAAGAAAAGCCCUCUGGACUAUUGUUUUUGUUUUUACACAUUUUCUCACACUCACACACACACACACACACACAUACACACACACACCUACACUCACUCACACACACACAUACACUGACACAUCCACACACACACAGACAAGGAUAUAGAGAGAAUGUUGGAGGUCCAAGAGGAGAGGCCAACGGCGGCAGGUACAGCAGCGACACAUUUCAGCAAGAAGGAGCGAGCGAAGAAGGAGAGGGAGGAAGCCAAGGACAGUCGGGGGAACCUGUCGAACAUCGGGAAUCCUGUUCCUACGUCCCGGAACGUGCGUGCGAAAGCGCCGCUCUCACACACAGGCAGCCCUCACCAGCUCAUCACUCCACCCUGUUCUGUAGUCUUGGGAGCCCCAUCAAUGCACUCCAAUAGGCUGAAGAACUCCCCGUCCGCUAACACACAGAGCCCUAAACCUAAGACGGAGGCCAUGGUACGAUCACCUCCUGUCAUGUCGCCCUCCACUGCCGCCCAGAUGGACUCUAAAAUACCCAAUCAGGGUAAACCGGGCAGCACGGGCAGCCAAUCGCAGCCCUCUCCCUGUGACCCCAAGAGCCUGGGGGCCAAGGGGCCUCAAAACGUCGCAGGGGGAAUGGGGCUGAAGAACGGCCAGGGCCUGACGUCCGGCUCCAGCUCCAAAGUGAAAGUGAAAAGGGAGAGGAGCACCUCGGUGGAGUCGUUCGAACAGCCGGAGAGCGGCACGCCCACCAGCGAAGAGAAAGAUAGUAGCAGGGUGAAGAGGAUGUGUGUGGCAGAGAGGAGGCAGCAAUACACUGGAGUUGACUGGUGCUCUGGCGGAGAAAGCGAUGAAGACGACAAAGGAUUCUUCAACUGUAACUCCAGCGAUGUGAAGCCCCAGGACUCUGUCACACAUUCUACCUCCAACGCUGGACUCAGCCGGUCCUCCACGCCCUCCCACAACACCCUGGGGGGCCAGGGCUCCACGGCAGAACCCGCUAGCGGCCAGAAACCCGGCUCCAAACUUGUCUAUGUCUUCACCACAGAGAUGGCAAACAAGGCAGCUGAUUCAGUUUUAACUGGCCACACAGAAAACAUAAUUGCCUUCCACAUGAAAAACAUCUCCAACAGCAAGGAUAAAGCUCACCUGAUCCUGAACAAUGCAGCCGGCAUCCUGCGAAAUGACUCCAAGCCUCCGCAGCAGCCUCCGUCCCACAGCCAGGACCAGAGCCACCAGCCCGGGUCCAAGCCCUCCCUCCCCGGCAUGGCGGAGACGUCGACGUCCCAGCCGUCAAACCAAGGGAGCCAAUCCAGUCUUCCACAAGAAGGGUCGUCUUCGGCGGGGAUCGAAUCCAAAAGUAUUCCAGGCACCAGCCCCGGCAACCCUCCGGCCGCGGGCGAAAACCAGGCCCCCGCCGCCGUGACGGAGGCGGGCCUCAACACGCCGACGCCCGUGGAGGCCGGGCCGGGCGGGGGCUCCUCCGGGUCGGGCCUGACGCCCCAGCAGCAGCAGCAGCAGCACCAGCUGGCCCAGGAGCUGCUCAACAUGGAGGCCAACACCGAGGGGCUCUCCCAGGAGCAGCUGGAGCACCGCCAGCGCUCGCUGCAGACGUUACGGGACAUCCAGCGCAUGCUCUUCCCCGACGACCGCGACGCCCCGCAGCCCGGGCCCCCGCAGCCGCACGGCGGCCCCCACGACGGAGGCCCCGACGUGGCGCCCCGGAGACCCGAGCAGGGCCCGCUGCAGGCCAUGAUGGCCCAGUCCCAGAGCCUCGGACCCCCGGGUGGACCCGUAGGGCCUCGUCCACAGGGGCCCCCCUUCGGCCCGCCACACGGCCCCAGGGACAUGCCUCCGUUUCCACAGGAUGAAAUGGGUCCACACAUGGGGGGUCCGGGCAGCUGCGGAGAAGGGGAUCAGAUGACUCCGGAACAGGUGGCUUGGUUUAAGUUGCAACAGGAGUUUUACGAGGAGAAGCGGAAGAAACAAGAAAUGCAACACCGGCCACUUCCUCCAGACAUGAUGAUGCACCCCCACGGCCCCCGCGGCAUGAUGCGAGGGCCCCCGCCUCCCUACCAAAUGGGCCCGGAGAUGUGGGGGGGACCGGGCGCUCCGCCGGAGCACUACCAGGAGAGGAUGGCGAUGGGCCCCGGGCCGAGGGGGAUGGGGCCGCACAUGCAGAGGAUGCCCGGCUUCUCCGGGAUGAUGAACCCCGAGAUGGAGGGCCCCCAACGGGCCGGGAUGGGCUGGCCCGACGACAUGCCGCCCCGGAUGGGGGAAGGGCGGGGCUUUCCCGGAGGGCCCGGGGCCAUGUUUCCCGGUCCGGGGGCUCGCGGCGAGCGGUUCCCAAACCCCCAGGCGGUUCAGGAAGCCAUGUUCCACCAGGGGAUGGGCGGAGAGAAGAACCUCCCCCCCGGGAUGAUGAUGGACGUGCAGAGGAUGAUGGGUCACCAAAGAGGCGGGAUCGAGCCCGGUAACGGCAUGGGGAUGUUUCCCAGAAUGCCCGGCGACGGUCCGAUGAGUCCGUCCUCGAGGCUCCAGGGGAUGGGGGGAAGAGAAAUGGGACCCGAGUUCGGCAUGGGCCCCGGUCCCGGGCCGGGGCCUCACAUGCACCCUUCCAAACUACGAGACACCCCCAUGAAUAUGAGCCCCGAGGAAAUCAUGAGAAUGAGAGGCGGCGGCGGACCUCCGAUGGAGAACAUGGGUCCGCAAGGUCGGCCGAUGCAGGUCCCGCCCUUCCCCGAGCAGUCGCCGUCGGGCGACUUCCCCAUGGGGCCGGGGCGUUUCCCGGGGGGUCCCGGAGGAAUGAGGGGGCCACACGUGGACCAGGCCUUCGGUCCGGAGCACAGAGCUACGCCGACAGGAGGAAACGGCCGCAUUAACCACCUCCCUCCCGGCGGCCCCGCGCAGGGCCAGAGGGGCCGCAAGCCAGCAGACCUGAAUGUCCAAGCAGGAGGAGGGAACUCCCCCAGUGUUAACCCGCUCAAAUCCCCCCCUCUGAGGCAAGUGCAGUCUCCCAUGAUGGGAUCUCCUUCUGGAAACCUAAAGUCUCCUCAGACGCCGUCCCAGCUGGCUGGCAUGCUCACUGGUUCUGCAGGCUCCAACGCUCCUCCAGCUCCACCCAAUUCUGCACCAAUGAAGUCUCCCCACUCCAUGAUGGGAUCAGCGGGUGCGUCUCCCGUUCACAUGAGGUCGCCGUCUCUCCCCAACCCCUCCCCGGGAUGGGCAUCCUCCCCGAAACCCCCCAUGCAAAGCCCCGGAGUGCCGCCUCAGGGAGGCAAGCCUCCUCUGAGCAUCACCUCACCAAACAUGAUGGGGGGCAUGGAGCAGGGUGGUAAUGGUCCCCCCUCGGCCCCCCCAUCAGGGGCUCCAUCCGGCUCCAUGUCCCUGCCAGGCAACGUCCAGUCUGGAAGUCCGUACACCAUCCCACCAGAACCCACACUCUCCCAGAAUCCCCUCUCCAUCAUGAUGUCACGUAUGUCCAAGUUUGCGAUGCCCAGUUCCACCCCGCUUUACCACGAUGCCAUAAAGACUGUCGCCAGCUCUGACGAUGACUCGCCUCCGGCUCGCUCCCCCAACUUACCUUCAGUCAACAAUAACGGUAUGGCAAUGAAUCACCAAGGAAAUCCACGCAUGAUGGGUCCAGGAGGCGGGGGGCCGAUGCCCGCCCUCAGCCCCCUGGGUAUGAACCCGGUGGGCUCCCAGCCGCUCUCACAUGGCAUGCCUCCACAGAUGCCCUCCCCCAACGCCCCCAACAUGGGCCCAGGCAUGAUAUCCCACGGCAUGAUGAUGCCGCCGAAUCCCCAAGACCCCGGCAUGGCCAACCCUCAGAUGAUGCCCCAGGGACGCAUGGGCUACUCCCACCGGAGCCAGGGAUACCCCCUCACGCAGUCCCCCUCCCAGCAAGGUCCUUUCUCCCCGCACAACGGGCCUGGCCCCCAGGCCUUCCCCGGCCACCCCAUGGGCUUCCAGGGGGAGGGGGGACCGAUGGGAGGCCGGAUGGGCAACAUGCCCCACGGGGGAGGGGGCGACGGGGUCAUGUGUAAACCCAACACUCCCGGCGGGCCCGAGUUCAACAACAUGCAGGGCGGCUUCAGCGACGCGGACCUUCACGAGGUGAUGCGGCCGGGGGCGUCCGGGAUCCCCGAGUUUGACCUUUCCAGGAUAAUUCCGUCGGAGAAACCCAGCCAGACUCUGUCGUACUUCCCCCGAGGCGGAGGAGACAACCCCGGGGGGAAGCCGCCCCACCCCUCCGGGUUCCCCAUGCAGGGGAUGAUCGGCGACGGCCCGCCGAGGAUGGGCAUGCCCAUGCAAGGGAUGGGGGGGAUGUCCGGGGGGCCCGGCGGGGGGAUGGGCCCCCAAGACAUGCCGAUGGGGAACCCCGGCCACAACGUGAUGCGGCCGCCAGGGUUCAUGGGCCAGGGCAUGAUGGGCCCGCAGCACCGGAUGAUGUCCCCCGGGGGCCCCGGAGGGAUGAUGCAGGGCAGACAGAUGGCUCAUCCGGGCCCCGGCGGCUCCCCCAACAUGAUGAUGUCACUUCAGGGCAUGGGCGGCCCCCCGCAGCAGACAAUGAUGAUGGGGGGUCAGAUGAGGCCGCGCGACAUGGACAUGGGCUUCAGUCCGGGCCCGGGAAUGUUCUAAUCCAACAGAAACCUUGUAACCAGAAUGUUUGUUGGACAAUAACGCCAGGACAGAAUACGGAUCACGUGAGGCUUGCAAGUAUUCGGAAAAAACUGAUGAACUCAAAUAAACGAGAUAUAAUAUGAGGGUGUGCCCAGAAUCAUGAACAGAACUGGGCUCACUGUUCCGUCUGGUUUCGUCUGGAGGGAACUUAGUCCAAAGGAAACUCAGACAGGCCCAGAUUGGAGUAAUUUUGCCACAGGAACAUUGAAUUUUUACUCACGAACUGCAGAAUGUAUGGGAUUGUUCAUCAAUUUCGCAGAACUAUUCAUGUUUUUUUUUGUUUGUUUUUUGAUUAUCUGACUAUAAAGAAAAAACUUGGACAUCAAAGAGGAAUCAGCCUAACGAAAAGUCAGCAUGGAGAUGCUACAGUAUAUGUCUACUUUUUUUUUUUUUGUUUUUGUUUUCCCCAAUUAAAAAAAAAAAAACCCAACAAAUUUGUCAUGAAAGUGGGAUGGAACAAGAGAAAGGAGGAAGAAGAAUUCGUGCUUUGUGAAGACUUUAGUGGAAAUUCAUCUUGUCUCUCGCUCCAUUGUUUUGACUGUUUCUGUACAGUAUAUACGUGAGAGUGUUGGUGUGAUUGACAGAUCGUAUGUUUGUGUGCUAUGUAUGUUUGUGUCUGUAUGUAUAGGCAUUCUAUCAGUGACCUCUCAACUCCUCUUCCCCGACUUUCAUUGGGGGAGGAACGCCCCCUUAAAAAUACUGUACUGUUUACCAUUGGUGGGCUAUUCAAAUUUUAGUCUAUUUUAAUUUCCUUUGUAACUCCAGUGUAUAACAAACCAAACUAUGACCUCAUUAAGAUAAUAGUAUUAUUAAAAAAGCACAAACAUGGACCAUCUGCAGAAAGCGUCUUCUUUCUCUAUUUUUUAACCAUUGAGAGCCACAUGUUCCGCGUGAAGAUCCUGGCGGCUUCGCGGCACCACGAUCAUCUCCAGUCCAUUUCAAGUCGUGGAUGACAUUCGACUCUGUGCUCCCAAAAAAUUCAGGACUCAGCAUUCGCAAGCCUGAAUAUUAUUGCUAAUACCCAGAUGUGCUAUGUGUGUUCUUCUUGUUCCUGUUGUGUUCCUGUUUUGUUUUUUGACUCUUGUUGACUCUGGGUAAUAAUCAUUCCCACAGCAAUAAUCCCCCCCC